AUGGCCACAAACACACGACUUACAUUAUAUUUGGCCUUUGUCAUUUUCACUAUCACUUUGGGGGCCUUUCAAUAUGGGUACCACAACGGCGAACUCAACACACCACAAGCCGUGAUUUCAAAGUGUCAAACCAAGCAAGGUGUCCUCAUUGAGCCAUCUGAUGGCAUUGGUGGUUUGCCAGGUUGCAUUCGCAUGCCCGAUUCGCAGUAUUCGCUUGUGGUUGCCAUGUUGACAUUGGGUGGUCUCGUUGGUGCUUUAUCGGCUUCCUAUCUCAGCGACCGUUUUGGACGAAGACUAGCAUUGUUUGGGACAGCGAUACUCAUGGGACUUGGAUCACUUGUUAUGACUUUUGCAACGAAUAUGGUGACAUUGGCUGGAGGGCGAUUUGUCGCAGGUCUCGGUAGUGGCAUAGUGACAGUGGUGGUGCCAGCAUACAUUGCAGAAUGUGUACCUCGAUCAAGUCGUGGAUUCUUUGGUACACUCAAUCAGUUGGCUAUUGUGAUUGGCAUCCUCGUCGCCCAAUUAAUUGGUUUGGCAUGGUCAACAUUGGCAGCAUGGCGUUCUAUCCUUGCAGUGGGGAUCGUAUUAUCACUCUCACAAUUAUUACUUUUGCCUUUUUGUGUCGACUCGCCACGCCAUCUUGCAUCCAUUCCAGGUGGAUACAACCGUGCAAAGGCCUCUCUUUUCAAAUUACGUGGACCACCUAUGGAUCUUGUCGAAGCUGAAAUUAACGAAUGGCGCGCUGAACAAACCGGUGACAAUGAACACGUCGUAGCAACAGCAGAACCAGAACGACACAAGGUGAAUCUUGUACGCUUUUUGAUAUCGCCCGAGUAUCGACGCCCACUCGUCAUCAUUUUGCUAUUGCAAUUGACUCAGCAAUUUUCAGGCAUCAAUGCCGUCAUCUUUUAUUCAACAUCUAUCAUGUCAGCCGUCUUUCCAGAGUCAUCAGAUCUCAUCACCGUGUACAUCUCAAUCGUCAACGUAUUCAUGACCAUUGUAUCAGCAUACCUUAUGGAUCGAUCAGGAAGACGAACGCUAUUUUUGAUAUCAGCAGCAACCAUGGCAACCAUGAGCAUCUUGCUAGGCUGGAGUAUGGGUGCUGUGGAUAAGGAUAAAGUAUCGGCAGUAGCAAUCAUUGGCUUUGUCGCUGCAUUUGCUAUUGGUCUUGGCCCUAUUCCAUUCUUGAUGAUACCCGAACUCGUGGAUACACAAGCAGCGGCAAGUGCAGGUUCAGUGGGUCUUGCUUCCAACAUGAUGUCCAAUUUUAUCGUCUCAGCUGGAUUCCUUGGUUUACGUGACAUUAUUGGUCAACAUCGUGUCUUCUACAUGUUCGGCGCCAUCCUCGUAGCUAUGUGUCUCAUUGCUUGGAAGAUUUUACCAGAAACAAAAGGUCGUAGUGCUGAUGAAGUUAUCCGAUCCAAUUGGUCCAUCCAUCCCAAACCAUACCAGCAGCUUCCUCGAACAUCAGAUUCCAUAGAAGACGCUUAA
Molecule: messenger RNA, 1491 nt
Organism: Lichtheimia ornata
Lineage: Eukaryota; Fungi; Mucoromycota; Mucoromycetes; Mucorales; Lichtheimiaceae
Exons: 2
Coding region: 1-1491 (496 amino acids)
Biological process (GO): monosaccharide transmembrane transport
Cellular component (GO): membrane
Molecular function (GO): hexose transmembrane transporter activity
Source: RefSeq, a predicted model, not a curated record